UUCUCUAUUGAUACUUUUCAAAUCCCCAAAUGGAUCACAAACCUCCCAGAUGUUUAUACACAAAAUAUAUUUUACCAAUGAUUUAUGCCCUAUCAAUCUUUCAUACCAACGCCUAUUUCAUAACUUCAUGCAAACAAACUCCAUACCCUAACGUCUGCGCUCACCACAUGUCUAAUUCACCUCUCAAAACUUUAGACGACCAAACCGAUGGGCUCACUUUCCACGACCUUGUGGUUAGCUCCACCAUGGACCAGGCCAUUCACCUAAACCGCCUCGUCUCUAAGGUGAAACGGCGUCGCUCUAUCCACAGACAUGCCAAGUCAGCUUUGCUCGACUGCUUGGAGCUCUACGAAGAUACCAUAGACCAACUCAACCACUCUCGGAGUUCAUAUGCUCUAAACUUUUCAGCGCAUGAUAGACAAACCUCGUUAAGCGCUGCCAUAGCUAAUCAAGACACUUGCAAAAACGGGUUUAAAGAUUUUAAUCUAACCUCUUCCUAUUCAAAAUAUUUCCCUAUACACGUCCACAGGAAUCUCACUAAAUCAAUAAGCAACUCUCUAGCGGUUUCAAAGGCCGCGUCUGAGGCGGUUGCCGAGAAGCGUCCAGCAAAGGCGUUCACAAAAUUCAACAAGCAAGGAAGUAGCGCUGGAGGUGGUGGUGGUCGGAGAUUGAUGUCUUCGGACGACAAGUUUCCUUCGUGGAUCUCUCUUCCCGACCGUAAACUUCUAGAAGAUUAAACUACGGUUAAACCUGAUCUUGUGGUAGCUAAAGACGGUUCGGGUCAUUACACAAGUAUUCAACAGGCGAUAAACGCAGCAGCCAAACUUCCUAGGAGAAACAAGAGACUUGUAAUAUACGUUAAAGCUGGUGUUUACCGAGAAAACGUGGAGAUCAAGAAAUCAAUCAAGGACGUGAUGGUUAUCGGAGACGGCAUCGACUCUACCGUCGUCACCGGUAGUAGGAACGUUAAAGAUGGCACGACGACGUUUCGGUCCGCAACUUUUGCUGUCUCCGGCAGCGGUUUUAUCGCACGAGACAUAACAUUCGAGAACACCGCGGGCCCGGAGAAACACCAGGCAGUGGCUCUCCGGUCAGGCUCAGAUUUCGCAGUCUUCUACGGCUGUUCUUUCAAAGGCUACCAAGACACUCUCUACCUUCACUCCCGCCGUCAGUUCUUGAGAAACUGCAACGUCUACGGAACCGUCGACUUCGUCUUCGGAGACGCAACCGCAAUCCUCCAAAACUGCAACAUCUACGCUCGUAAACCGAUGAGCGGCCAGAAAAACACUGUCACGGCUCAGUCCCGCAAAGACCCUAACGAGAACACAGGAUUCGUCAUCCAGAGCUCGACGGUGUCUACGGCGGCGGAGACUUACUUAGGAAGGCCGUGGAAACAGUAUUCUAGGACGGUGUUCAUGAAAUGCAGCCUCGGAGAGAUGGUGAAUCCGGCGGGAUGGUUGCCUUGGAGCGGUGACUUUGCUCUGAGGACUCUUUAUUACGGCGAGUAUGGUAACACUGGCGCAGGAGCAAGUGUCUCCGGUAGAGUUAAGUGGCCAGGUUAUCAUGUUUUGAAGACGGCGACGGAGGCGGGGAAGUUCACGGUGGAGAAUUUCUUGGACGGGAAUUAUUGGAUUACGGCGGCGGGAGUACCGGUCAAUGCGGGGCUUUGACUUAGUGUUUUACUUGUGUUGACUUUGCAUGUGUGAAGUCUUUGGUUUUUGUUGGCGUGUUGAUGUUUAUAUGAUAUAUAUUGUCCAUGUAAUGGAUUGGAUAUGGAUUGUUUUCAACUUUUGAAUAUAGAAUAAGAAAAUCAGUUUAAUG
Messenger RNA from Raphanus sativus (radish), 1821 nucleotides. Its product is annotated as probable pectinesterase/pectinesterase inhibitor 6. Gene Ontology annotation, biological process: cell wall modification. The record is from RefSeq and is a predicted model, not a curated record. Gene Ontology annotation, molecular function: pectinesterase inhibitor activity; pectinesterase activity. Lineage: Eukaryota; Viridiplantae; Streptophyta; Magnoliopsida; Brassicales; Brassicaceae.